This is a messenger RNA of Candoia aspera, 1911 nucleotides long. Its product is annotated as retinol dehydrogenase 11-like. The record is from RefSeq and is a predicted model, not a curated record. NCBI's taxonomy places the organism in Eukaryota, Metazoa, Chordata, Lepidosauria, Squamata, Candoiidae. The transcript has 6 exons. The coding region runs from base 107 to 1189 and encodes 360 amino acids.
UUUGCUGUUUCUAACAGCAGGGAAGCCAGGAGUCUAUCACAACCCACCAGACAGGAACUCUGAAUCGGCACCAUCUGCCAGGCUGCUCCUAGGAAGAUCGCCUGCGAUGGAGGGUGGCACUCUCUUUUCUCACCCCUUCUGGUUCAUCUGUUCCUUGGCCCUCUUGGGGAUGCUCUGGGCGAGGAGAAGGUGUGGCUGGAGACCCGAAGCUUGUCCUGUGGACCUGAGUGGCAAAACAGCCCUUGUCACUGGAGCCAGCAGUGGGAUUGGCAAGGCCGUGGCUCUCGACCUGGCACGUAGGAACGCGCGCAUGAUCCUGGCCUGCCGCAGCCCAGAGAAAGGCCAGGCCGCGGUGGAGGAGAUCUGCAGAGCCACAGGGAACCCACAGGUGCAGCUCCGUCUGCUGGACAUCAGCUCCAUGGCAUCUGUCCACAACUUUGCCAGGCAGUUCCUGGAGGAGGAGGGGCAGCUGCACAUCCUGGUGAACAACGUGGGGGUCACAGGCUUGCCAUUUACAGUCACUGCAGAGGGCCUGGAGCUCACCUUUGCCACCAACGUCUCUGGUGCCUUCCUUCUCACCAACCUCCUGCUUGGUGCCAUGAUUGCCUCUGCUCCAGCACGCAUCGUGAACGUCUCCUCUUUCCGGCACUACUAUGCCAGAGCAGUGAAUGUCCAGUUCCUGACAGGGGAGGAACAGCCCAGGAAUUCCAGCCAGGCCUACGACUGCACUAAGCUCAUGAACGUCAUCUUCACCAUGGAGCUGGCCCGGAGGCUGCAAGGCACAGGGGUGUCUGCCAACGUGCUUAGCCCGGGCAUUGUCAAGACGGAGAUCAUGCGCCACUUCGGCUGGGGAACUCGCCUGCUCUACAGCCUGUGCGGCAUCUUCCUGAAGAGUGCCCAGGAGGGAGCCAUCAGCACCCUCUACUGCGCAGUUGCCAAAGAAGUGGACGGAAUUUCCGGCAAGUAUUUUGACAGCAAUUGCACACUGAGGCUGCCUCAAGCCCUUGCACAAGAACCAAGCAUGGGCCACAGACUUUGGGAUGCCCUGGAGAAGGCGACAGGCCUCAGAAAGGACAUAAGGAAGCCAGCGUGCAGGCAGCGCGUGACCCCAGGCCACCUGCAAAGUGGAAACAAGGCUCUGUCCUUUCUGGCAAGGGAGAGGGGGACAGUUGCCCUCCAGCAACACUGACCCCUGACUCGCUUUCUAAGACUGCUCCCUGCAGAGGUUUGGAGAGGAAGCACAGGCCUUGCCGAGCCCUGUAACUGCAAACUACCAUCAGGAAAGCAAAAUUCACCCUGUAUUUUCUUUAAGGCCGAGAACUAGAUGGGAGCCCUCCAGCCCUCUAUUCGAGAGUUUCUUGCAACAGGGUCUGUUUGGAGGCUCUGAAUCUCUUUGCCCCAGGCUGUUUGUAUGACGUAUUGAGAAUAUGUUUCUUGGUAAGUCUGUCAGAACCUCUCCCAUCUCCUACAGGUAGCCUUGCUUAACUAUCAUAAUUGCUUAACUAUCAUAAUUUCGGUUUCUAAGCGAAGUGGUCAUUAAGUGAAUCUGACCCGAUUUUAUGAUCUUUUUUGCAGUGGUAGUUAAGCAAACCAUGUGGUCAGUAAGCGAAUCACGUGGUUCCCCAUUGAUUUUGCUUGCCAGAAGCUGGCCAGGAAGGUUGAAAAUGGCAAUAAUGUGACCAUGAGAUGCUGCGAUGGUCACAAAUGUGAACUAGCUGCCAAGCACCCAAAUUGUGAUCAUGUGACCGGGGGGAAAACACACUGUGAUGGUUGUAAGCGUGAGGACUAGUCACAAGCCGGUUUUUACAAUACUGUCAUAAGUCCGAAUAGUCACCAAAUGAAUAGUUGUUAAGCGAGGACUACCUGUAAUUGUUUUUAUCUAGAGAUGAUGCUCCUCUCUCAGCUUCAGCA